This is a messenger RNA of Schistocerca cancellata (South American locust), 2140 nucleotides long. RefSeq names its product oxidized low-density lipoprotein receptor 1-like. The transcript is spliced from 5 exons. The record is from RefSeq and is a predicted model, not a curated record. The coding region runs from base 115 to 951 and encodes 278 amino acids. Lineage: Eukaryota; Metazoa; Arthropoda; Insecta; Orthoptera; Acrididae.
GUGGACUUUCCGGGGCUCAGUGGGUCAACGGAAAGACUCGCGCCGCACAAUAAGCAGCCCCCACAGUUGCUGCACGGACGUCUCCUCCACCGAGCGCAGCCAUCUGAAACAGCAAUGGUCUUCUUUUCAAGAAUUCAUAUCUGGCUUACACUACUGGUUGCCAUACCUAGUACAAAAUCAAAUGAUGAAGAAACUGCUUCAUUACAAGAUUGGGAUCCAGAGCUGCAAGGACUCAUCACGCCAUUAUUAAAAAGUUUAGUUGCUGUAACUGGAACCCACCGUGGCCAAAAGGUUAUGCGUGUACCACCAACAAGGGAUGUGUCAGAAACAGACCUCUAUUUGCUUGGGGCUAUAGAAAAGCUGGCAUACCGCUUGGAUUUCAUGGAUAAGAGGAUACGCAGAGUAGAGGAACUUAUUUACUAUGUUAUGGACAGUGCAGGACAAUAUGAAAAUCAAGGUAAAGAUCCUUGCCCCAGAAAUUUCACACGCAUUAAAAACAACUGUUACCACUUCAGCAAUAAUCAACUUAAUUGGAAGGCUGCAAAUUCAGCUUGCAAAGGAUUGGAUUCCAAUUUAGCAGAAUUUGAGACUAUUGAGGAAAAUCAAGAUAUUGUCACUUUUAUACUGGCACACAAAGAAUACAAAGGAAAGGAUUACUGGACAGGUGGUCUCAAUCCUGGAUUGCUGUGGAUAUGGGCUAAUUCAGCACGUCCUCUGUCUCCCAAUUCAUCAUCGCCCAAUACAACUGCAUCCUAUAUACAAGGAACUGGUCGCUGCCUUAAGCUGGCAUACAGUCCUCCUCUGAGAUCAUACAAUUAUCGGGGAAUGGACUGUGGUGUGAAAUCACACUUCAUAUGUGAGCAUGAAGAAAAUUCUACUAGUAGAGCUUUAGAAAGAAUAGCAAAAUCAUUGAAACAUCAUGGAAAUUCAGACAUAAGGUACAACAGCUGAUGGAGUCAAUGUAGUAAUGAAAAGUUGGUGUAAUUUUUUUAUUUAUUUUUUUUUUCGCUCAGUAGUGCAACACUGCUGCAAUUUGAGCUUACAACAGAUUGGGUUACUAAUAUUAAAUGUCUGAACAGGAAAUACUGAACUACAUUAUUCAUAAAUAUUUACACAUUAAACAUAUUUUCUCAAGAUCCUUCAGCAUGGAUUUUAUGGCAUCCUGUAUAUUGGUUUCACUUGAUCCAUAUCCACUGGAAAUAAAUUCUUUCUGCAGAUCUGAAAAUUUUAAAUUUCAGUAUCAUAUAUGUUUUCAUUGUUUAAUGAGUUUAGUGAAAUGAUGUUAUAAGAUUAUUGUUCUGUCUCAUUAUAUUAUAUGCAUAUUAUUUUAAAAAUGAAAAAUCAAGUAGAAAGAGUCAUAAUAUAGAUCAAAUCACAAUAUAAUUAUAUUUUGCAACUAAAACUUAUUCUGUAACCAAUAAAAUCUGUUUUUCAACUCAAUAAACUUCACCAACAGCCAUAUACUUCAGGUUAUUUUAUUUUAUUUCAAAUGUAACCAGUUUCGGCAAUUCAUUUUGCCAUCUUCAGGCCCCAUACACUUUUUUAAUCAACAAUACACUAUACAAUAAGCUCAUUGAUUCGAAAAAAGCGUAUGGCGCCUGAAGAUGGCAAAAUGAAUUGCUGAAACUGGUUGUGUUCAAAAUAAAAUAACCUAAAGUAUACGGCUGUUGGUAAAGUUUAUUGAAUUGAAAAGUAUGCACCAGCUGAUGUACCCUGGUCAUAAUGGACCGACAGAGACAGAGAGAAUAAAAUAUGUUGUUGGAAGUAAAUUAAACUUGGUGCAUGCAGUGGUAAGCACUGUAAGAAUUUAAUGAUAAAAGGCGAUGAAUACUGACUGAAAGAGAUUUAAUGUUAGAGAAGCAAAUAGCAAAUACAUCUCUGAAAGUUGAAGAGAAAUCUGAAGGCUGCAAACAUUUUGUUUUUCUUCAUAUUUUAUGAUUAAAUAUAGUACCAGCUGUACGAGAUAUAUUUGUUACAUGUCACAUUUGUCAGUUCAGCAGACAGUUUAUAUCCACCACAUAGUUGGCAGAAAGUGAUAAUGAGCUAAUUAAAUUUGACUAUAAGAUUAAUAUUAGUCAAACUUGAUAAACGGCAGACUGUAAUCAAAGUGGUAAUGAAAACUGAAUGCAUGCUAUUUCUA